Messenger RNA from Sorghum bicolor (sorghum), 2812 nucleotides. Its product is annotated as probable DNA helicase MCM8. Gene Ontology annotation, biological process: DNA replication. The record is from RefSeq and is a predicted model, not a curated record. The coding region runs from base 159 to 2480 and encodes 773 amino acids. The transcript is spliced from 18 exons. NCBI's taxonomy places the organism in Eukaryota, Viridiplantae, Streptophyta, Magnoliopsida, Poales, Poaceae. Gene Ontology annotation, cellular component: MCM complex; nucleus. Gene Ontology annotation, molecular function: single-stranded DNA binding; ATP hydrolysis activity; ATP binding.
CCACGCUCACCGCGCAAAACCCCCGGGGGAAAAUUUUGCUCGGCUGCUCGUCCCGCCCGCCCCCUGCCCCUGCCGCCCUCAAGCCUCGCCUCCCCGCCCGCGACGACUCGCCGGAGAGGCGAGGCUCUGGCCUCUGAGAUUUCCGGCGAGGCGGUGACAUGUACGCCGACACAAUGAAGGGUCACCAACCCAAAGGGCGCACUAGGGACUACGGCACCUUCAAAAAGCUCGCGGCUGCCUGGCCGAGAUACUUCCCCGAGGAGGCCGACGUCGGGCUAUCAGAGUCCGACCACAAAGUCCGCCUCGUCACCGACCUGGCUGAAAUCUUCUCUACGCCCGAGGUGGCGGAAGUCCUUCGCUCAUCGGUUGAAGAUGAUGACAGUGACACCGUAUGUCUUCCAAUGGAUUUCCAGCAGCUUCAAGAGCUGUGCGUGUUUAUUAAAGAUAAACUCAAUGAAUCCCCAAAAGAAGUCUUGCUUUGCAUGGGACUUGCAGCUCAUCUGGUUCUGUGCUUGAGUAAAACGAACAAGAUCAAUAUCAGGCUUUACAACACGGGGGAGGCUAUUGCACUGAAGAAUCUAAAAGCAGCCUUUAUUAAGAAACUUGUCACAGUGCGUGGUACUGUGCUCAAAGUCAGCACUGUAAAACCUAUUGUUCUGCAGAUGAAAUUCCGAUGCAUGAAGUGUGGUAAAGAAAUACCCCGUGUGUUUUCUGAUGGGAAAUUUUCUCCUCCAGUGUCCUGUACCAUUCAGGGAUGCAAGAGCAGAAGCUUUAUCCCAGAUAGAUCUAGCGCACAGCUGAUGGAUUUCCAGAAACUAAGAAUACAGGAGCUUGCAAGCGCUGACAACCACGAAGGCCGAGUGCCACGGACCGUAGAGUGUGAGCUUACAGAAGACCUUGUUGAUUGUUGCAUCCCUGGAGAGAUCGUAACAGUAACUGGAAUUGUGAAAGUACUCAACAACUAUAUGGAUGUUGGAGGAGGGAAGUCCAGAACCAGUAAUCAAGGUUUAUACUACCUGUAUCUGGAGGCAGUUUCAGUAAGAAAGUCGAAGUCCCAUGCUGUUUCUGACAAAGAAAAUCAGACUACUGGAAUUUAUCAUUUUCAGCCUUGCGUAAAGGAUGAUUUUGCUGUCAAAUAUAAAGAAAAAUAUGGUACUGAUGUAUUUCGCCGAAUACUUCAAUCGUUUUGUCCCUCUAUCUAUGGGCAUGAACUUGUAAAAGCUGGUAUCACACUCGCUCUUUUUGGCGGUGUGCAGAAGAACUCAAUGGAUCAAAACAAGGUCCCUGUCCGUGGAGAUAUUCAUGUUAUUAUAGUUGGUGAUCCAGGGUUAGGCAAGAGCCAACUCCUCCAAGCUGCAGCCGCUGUUUCCCCACGAGGAAUAUAUGUAUGCGGGAAUACGACAACAAGGGCUGGCCUAACUGUUGCAGUGGUUAAAGAUUCUAUGACAAAUGAUUAUGCAUUUGAGGCUGGUGCCAUGGUCCUUGCUGAUCGUGGAAUAUGCUGUAUUGAUGAGUUUGAUAAAAUGUUUGCAGAGCAUCAGGCUUUACUUGAAGCCAUGGAGCAGCAAUGUGUUUCUGUUGCAAAGGCUGGCCUUGUAGCGAGUUUAUCAGCUCGUACUUCGGUGUUAGCAGCUGCAAAUCCUAUUGGUGGUCAUUAUGAUCGAGCAAAAACAGUGAAUGAGAAUCUGAAGAUGAGUGCUGCCCUCUUUUCUCGGUUUGACUUGGUGUUUAUUCUACUUGACCAGCCAGAUGAGUCACUAGAUAAAAGAGUGUCAGACCAUAUAAUAGCUCUCCAUACCAAUGAUCUUGAUAAUUUCAGACCCAACAAGAGGAUCAGAACAGUGUCACAAUUUGAUGGUGAUCUGGGGCUUGGAGUUAGUGGAAAUUCAGUAGCUUCAAGACUGAGGCUACACCCAGAGAAAGACAAGGGUUUCACUCCAUUAGCUGCGCAACUUCUUCGCAAAUAUAUAUCUUAUUCAAGAGAACAUGUCUUCCCCCGAAUGUCAAAGGCAGCAGCUGCAAUUCUGAAAGACUUUUAUUUGAAGUUGAGAAACCGCAGCACUUCUGCUGAUGGUACGCCCAUCACAGCCAGGCAGUUAGAAAGCCUAGUCAGAUUAGCUGAAGCUCGUGCCCGCGUGGAUCUAAGAGAUGAAGUGACUGAAGAAGACGCUCAGGAUGUUAUUGAUAUCAUGAAAGAAUCUCUGUAUGACAAAUAUGUUGAUGAGCAUGGUUAUGUCGAUUUUGCUCGGAGUGGUGGGAUGAGCCAACCAAAGGAGUCAAAGAGGUUUCUGAAUGCAUUAAACAAGGAAGCUGAGUUGCAGCAAAAAGACCGCUUUUCAAGAACUGAGCUUUGCACCUUAGCUGAUAAGAUCAGCUUGCGAGUUCCAGACUUCGAUGCUCUUGUAGAAAAGAUGAACAUCGAAGGUUACCUUAUUAAAAAAGGAUCAGGGAUGUAUCAGCUGGUGACUGUGUCAUAUUAACAAUGCCAGCCAACGAGGUCAAGAUGGAUGAUCUCCAGACACUCUAGAAAGGCCCUAACCAUUUCAACAUGAUUGCCAUGUACCUUUCGACUCAUUUCCCCCUUCCCGUGACAGAUGUUAGGUUUUGAGGCUAUGCAUAUCCUCAUGGCUGCGCACAUAUGUGCUGCACUGUACAGGCGACUGAAGUGCAAGCGUUGCAGGAUGACCACUAACUUUGAUAGCUUGAUGCAUGCCAUGGUUUCGAUAUGAUACUGUGAAGCAGGAUCCCUCUAUGGCCGUUAUUAGUUUAUAUAGAUUUUCAAGUUUGGCAAUGGAACAUCCAGAAUUGCAUA